Messenger RNA from Oncorhynchus nerka (sockeye salmon), 4281 nucleotides. RefSeq lists its product as uncharacterized. The record is from RefSeq and is a predicted model, not a curated record. The transcript has 2 exons. Gene Ontology annotation, molecular function: lipid binding. NCBI's taxonomy places the organism in Eukaryota, Metazoa, Chordata, Actinopteri, Salmoniformes, Salmonidae. Gene Ontology annotation, biological process: lipoprotein metabolic process; lipid transport. Gene Ontology annotation, cellular component: membrane; extracellular region. Bases 1 to 762 code for a protein of 253 amino acids.
AUGCCCCCACCACGCUCCAGAGGCUCAUGCAGUGGUGUCUGGGGGGAUUCCCUGCUGAUUUACCUCAACGGCAUCAUUGUGUACUCGCCGGAUUUCGGAAGCCAUCUGGCCUUUCUGGAAGAGGUUUUCCAGACGCUCCAUGACCAUGGAGUGAGAACUGUGGAGGAACUCCAGAUCACCUUGGACAAGCUGAGAACUCUGGCAGACGGCUUGGAGAGUAUGCACAAAGGCACCACCAUAGGCAGUCUGACGGGAGGUGUUAUUGGAGCAGCUGGAGGAAUCACCUCUAUAGUGGGGCUUAUCCUGGCUCCCUUUACUCUGGGCGCCUCCCUGAUCGUCACUGGGGUUGGUAUUGGGGUGGCUGUCGCUGGUGGAGCCACAGCCGGAGUAUCCAACAUCACCAACAUGGUCAAUCAGUCCACCGACCGCCGAGCCAUCAAGAACAUCAUCAAGGAGUUCCAGGAGAAGAUGAACUCUGUGGUGACAUCUCUACAAGACAUCGCUGAGGGUUUGGAGACACUGAGGGCAAGUAGCUCUUUUAACAUAGGAAAUUACAAUUUCAAUGCAGAUGCUGGGGUAAAUGCUGGGGCAAGGUUUGGGAGGGGCCUGGGGUGCAUACCAGAGCUCUUCCGAUUUCUCCGUGUGGCCACCAUUGGCAAUGUGGUACAGUUUCUCCGGGUGGCCACCAUUGGCAACUUCCAGUACAGUUCGUGUGGCUUAGGUGGCGACAGGAAUAUUUUCAGAUAUUUUUGUAUCUGUUGAUAUCUUCCUCAUCGCCAUGGAUGCCAAAGAGAUCACAACAUCCGACAGGCGAAGGCGAAUGAGCAGCCGGGUGAUACCAGUAUGUUAGAAGGGAUGGACACAGACUCCACCACUGAGCUGAACCCUGCAUGUGAAGAACCAAAGGCUGAGGUCAAGUCAGAGACCAUGAAGUUCACCCAGACGAUCAGACAGACAGCUGAACAGCUACAGGAGAGCCUGGACGAACUGAGUGACAUCAUCUCAUUCAUUCCUUAGAGGACUGUUACUCAGACAACUGAGACGACUCAGUUUUAUUGAUUAUAAAAGAAACAAGAAAUAGAAUGGAAACAGAGGUAUUGGCAGUGUGACUCUGACACCCUGAUAGGCCUACAGGUUGUAAUCACGAGCAAAUUCCUUUUUCCAUUCUCAAAUGCUUGCACAAUACAUCCACAGGUACACCUCCAAUUGACUCAAAUUAUUAGUCAAUUAGCCUUUCAGAAGCUGCUAAAGCCAUGACAUCAUUUUCUGGAAUUUUCCAAGCUGUUUAAAGGCACAGUCAACUUAGCGUAUGUAAACUUCUGACCCACUUGAAUUGUGAUACAGUGAAUUAUAAGUGAAAUAAUCGGUCUGUAAACAAUUGUUGGAAAAAUGACGUGUCAUGCAUGAAGUAGAUGUCCUAACCGACUUUCCCAAAACUAUAGUUUGUUAACCAGAAAUUUGUGGAGUGUUUGAAAAACGAGUUUUAAUGACUCCAACCUAAGUGUAUGUAAACUUCCGACAUCAACUGUACACACAAGCACUCUCUUUUAGGGGCUCCCGGGAUCCCCGGCACUCAGCGGGAUGUAGACUACAGGAUGGAACAACACUUGUUGGCAGGUGGGUGGAUCCAUGAGAUUGAUGCGUAUGUGAAAAAGGUCCAGCCAGGGACGCUCAGCUGGGGCACGCGGUAAAUUCAGCUCUCACCAAAAUAAACUUCAAAGGUUGUCCUUUUAUUUUUCCAAGAAGCAGGAUUCUAUAAGAGAUCAAUAUGAACAUGUAAUAGAUAUUUCACUGUUCUGGGUAGGCAUAAGUGUCCAGUUGUCUUAUUUGCUAUGAUGUCCUCGCAGUAGGAGCAGUUUCUCUCCUUGCAGGCAGACAUGACAUGGCCUCACAGAGCAAAGCCAACAUUUUUCAGUCAAACCAUUGGCCAACUUUGCCGACGCAAAAUUGCGAGGAGCCAAAGGCCUCAAUAAAGUGUAUUUUGUUACUUCUGAUUUGUAACUACCUACAUGCUUUCUAAUAGUGAAAUAACUUCCAGGUUUGUAUCUUAACCAUCAGGAAUUUACAUGAGAAAGUUGACAAAGGCUGAACAGUCGAGGAACCCUCAACAAGGGACCCAUUUACAGUGUACAAUCAGAGAAGGAGAGAGAGAGAGAGAGAGAGAGAUAGAGAGAGAGCGAUAGAGCGAGAGGGUGGGAGGAGAAACUGGGAGGAGAGUUGAAUUAAUGAAUUAAAAUGUCCUGUGUCCAGUUGAGUGACCGAAUAGGCUACUUUUUCCACUUAUAAAGAGAGACAAGAGAAAAUGUCAGAGAAGAGAGACACUCCAACUUCUACAUGAAUCUGAGAACCUUCACAGCUUUAGAUUCAACGGGGACAUUGAAACUACUUUAUUUACAUAAUAACUCUGUAACAGUCAAUCAGAACCGGUACCGACUGACACUUCUUCAGCUUCAGUGCAACCACUGAUUUGUGUUUGGUAGGCUAAAUUCGGUCUUAGCUACUGAAAUUUGAUUUGAACUAACUGUCAUGUUGUUAGGCCUAUUAGAAUUACAACGGAAAUAUGUAGAACUAUAAUCAGGAUCGAAAUUUGUAGACAAUGAAAGUUGGGUCUUGUGAACAUCCGUGUGAGAGAACUGUCAACAAGUGCGCAUUGCUUCAAAUGCACGAGGUCGCACUGAUCAACCAAAAAGGCAAAUAGUCAACUUGCUCAUUCCCCGACAUCAAUUUAUUUUCAUGGUUUUUGGGCGAUACAAACAACCUUUUGCAAGUUUCAAAAUUGCAUUCAACAAUUGCAACAAAAGGUGAGUGAUGACCAGCACAUUAAUCAAUAGGCCUGAAUUCAACUUGUUUUUACUACUAGAUCACCAUUCCCAUAACUUAAUGCAUCUCCACGUUGUUAUGAUAGCGACAGAGCAACAGGAUGUGGUGACUUCUCACAUGAGCGAUAGCGGGGAUAGUUAGAUAUAUGGCCUAUAUAUAAAGGCCAGCACUCACUUGAUGAGGAGUUAUUAAGUUAAAAACAUAUAUGUAUGCAUGUUCCACCCUCUUCAUGAGUAAUAACCAUAGAAUAAAGAAAUAAACCAUUUGAAUGCUACUUUGGCUUGGUAUUGCAAAGAGAACAUAAGCAGAGAGAGCACAGGUGCAUCCACACAGAGAGAACAGGAUGAGUGCUACAGAUGUAGAAUCUUAAUUUGAGCCAGUUUGUUACAGAAGGAAAAAAAAUCCUGCAUGAACAGUAAAUGUGAAUUAUUAUGUGGAUUAUAAUUCAUGGGCAUUUUUUUGUAGAGGUAGAUACUUUUUUGUUAGGGCAAAUCAAAAUAUUGAGAAGCUUUUUGUAAACCUUGAAUACACUACAAGUUUGCAUUUCCGGCAGUGCAGGAAAAGUCUCAGCAAUCAAAAGAGUGAUCAAAUUAAGAUUCUACAUCUGUACUAUGUAGGCUACAGGUGAGUGUUUUUUUUUUUUUUUUUUUUUUUUUUACAGUAGCCCGCUGUGUCUGUGGCAUUUAUAAGAGGGGCUGCAGUUUGUGAACACCUGCAUGUACUGCAUCUAAAAUGACCAUUUGGAUGCUGGAAUAUUUUUCUUCCUUUCUCUCCAUCACCCCUUAAUAAUAAGUCUGUCCAUUUUUCUAGUCACCUUUACAGCAUUGACUACACAGUCAAUCAAUAAAACUAUGUAUUUAGUGACAGUACUUGAUCUGAAUGGAUCCUACAGGUGUUUAUGUAACAUUUCUGGCGACUUGGUUGAGUGUUUAGGAAUCAAUCCUCACUUUGCUGGAGGCACGGCUGUUUCUGGAGUUUCUGCUUAAACACAGUAACAGUAACAGCCUCAUGUCUAAAGUGGAAGAGAAAAGUGUUUAGAUACUGACGUUUAGUGUAUAUUAUACUGUAUAUUAUACUGUAGAUACUGUAUUGGCCAUGGCGAGUGUUCUAAAUCACACCUGUAGGAAGACAACCUGACCCCGUGACAUUUGAAUUGGACAUUCCAGACCACUCACUCCCAGGCUGCAGUCGACAAGUCAAGUCUACCAAUGUGUCAAACUGACACUGUUGCCCUCAGUAGACUGGUAAGGGCACAGUGUGGAAGACAUACUGAAAGGGUUAUUUGGAGAUGUUAGAUAAGGGCCAGUGUGUGGGUAGUUUGAGUACUUGAAACACAAAUAGUUUGGCUAAGAAGUUGUUUUAGAAUUUGUAUGGAUUUUUUUUUUUACACCUUAUACUGUUCAUGUACAUGGAAGUAGGGGUGCUGAUAAAUCAGAAUAAAAACUGCUUUAUUUUUCACAA